Molecule: messenger RNA, 513 nt
Organism: Talaromyces marneffei
Lineage: Eukaryota; Fungi; Ascomycota; Eurotiomycetes; Eurotiales; Trichocomaceae
Exons: 1
Coding region: 1-513 (170 amino acids)
Source: RefSeq, a predicted model, not a curated record
AUGAUGUCCCAACGUUCGAGUAAUACCCCUUUAGCGGCUGCCGCUGUCCUAGGUCGGUGGGCCUCGUCGUCUUCCCGUCGCUCUGGGUGGCAGGAAGACCCUUUCCUCGCACCAGGCGAGCGAGGAUUUCAAAAAGUCUCAGGGCGCAAAAUCCCGUCCGUUCUUCACACGGGUGGAGAUGGAUAUGGAGAUGAAAUCGAAGAAGAACACAUUUCAGAAUUACGGACUCCGCCGCUCGAAGCGACCAGUCCGGUAUCACCCGUCAGUGCCAUUGGUGGCGGAAGUCACCGCCAUGCUCCAAUGCGAGAUGACUUUAUUGCAGCAGGUGUAGGAGCGGGCGCAUUUGUAUUGCGACCAUCUCCAGCCCGAACGCCGACAGCGAGCUCAGUUGAUCUGACAGCUCCAUCGCAAUCGAGUCAGUACGGGACCUCCCCGAUGCGACCCGAUUCUUUAGGACGAACGCUGUCACGAUACGAUGGGAGCCGAAGCAGUCGCUUUACAGAGGGCAUCUGA